This is a messenger RNA of Paramecium octaurelia, 854 nucleotides long. NCBI's taxonomy places the organism in Eukaryota, Ciliophora, Oligohymenophorea, Peniculida, Parameciidae. The record is from the annotation of a GenBank genome assembly.
GAAAUGUUAUUAAAAGAACAAUAAGAAUAUAAGUUGAGGUUAAUUGAGGAGAGAAUGGAGUAAUAUGAAACAAGUCUUUUGAAGAAGGUCAAUCACUUGGAAGAAAGGAUUAGGUCAUUUAAUCAAAAAUUUGAAAGAAUUGAUGAAUUAAGUGAAAGAGUUAAUGAUCUACAUUCUUUGUUUGAUAAACUUAAAGAAAAUUUUGAUACAAAAUUAAUGUUACAAGAUGACAAAAUCACAAAAGCAAAUUUCAAUAUAAAUAAAUUAAAAUAGGAAGACAUCCAACAAUUAUACAACUUAGUUAAAAAAGGGUUUCAUAACUCAAAAGAUUUGUCUCUAGAUAUGCAAAAUAUGAAGACUAAAGACAUAAGGCAAUCUGAGGUCCUAUUCAAAUAGGAAUUGAAACAAUCCAAUAUUUUAGGAGAAAGAUUAUAAUCACCUCUUUUGCAUUAGAGAAUGGAUAGUUAUUAAAAAAGUGAUAGAAUGCGAUCUAUAACGUUGGAGAAGGAUAAGGGUUAGGAGCUGAAGGUGAAAUUCGAAAAUGAGGAUUUAGAAACUAACAAACCAAAUUCAAAGGGUAUCACAAAAAAUGAAACUCAAAAAUUAAUUGAUAAAUAUUAGUUCACUUUAUAAACUAAACUUCAAAAUGAGAGUAAGUGAUUGUAAUAUAGUUAGAUAUUUAGAAGUUGAGCAAUGUAAAGAUUGAAGUGCAAAAUACUGAAUAAAGUAAGAUACUUACUUAAUAACAACAAUCAUUACUAGAGAGAACAAUAUCUUAAGAUCAUAUUCCAAGAUCAAAAUACUUGAAUAGUACCAAUCAAAUUAAAGAAUAACUGAAAAACUUAAGGAAAUGA